Molecule: messenger RNA, 2850 nt
Organism: Oryzias melastigma (Indian medaka)
Lineage: Eukaryota; Metazoa; Chordata; Actinopteri; Beloniformes; Adrianichthyidae
Product: SH2 domain-containing protein 1A
Exons: 3
Coding region: 1604-2113 (169 amino acids)
Source: RefSeq, a predicted model, not a curated record
UUCUUUCAUUUUCAUUGUCUGAAAUACUUGAGGAUGUUGAUGUGUUCAAAACACAUCAACAUUAAGAUAAGCAGAACUCUAAAGACUUUUAUGUCUCCAGUAUUACUCCAAAAAAGCCGGGGCUCAGCGACGCGUUGUCACGGCACUGCGCCGGACUAUGUAUCAAAUAGUCGGAUUUUUGUGAAAAAGCAAUCUAAACCAAAAAAUAACAAGAUUGAAGUACUAAAAACCUUUUGAAUAUUUUGUAAAUAACCGUGGUAUAUGUGGGAUAAUACCUGACAAAGUGUUUUGAGGCACACCAUAGAAGCCUGAACAGCCGGGGUAAAGCAAAGGACUGCUGCUCUGUGAGGUGUGAUUACAUUUCCAUCCGCUGCCUCUUUUGGUGUACGUCAAAUUCGAUGCAUAAUGCGUAUCCAAAAGUGUGUUCAUAAGCUAUAUACAAGCCAAUAUUUAUUUUGUAAAAAUCACAUUCAAGUUGCUCCUGAGUAUAGGUCAAACACUUGGCGAAACUACGCAAACAAUGCAACUUAUACUCCAAAAAAUAGGGUAGGUGAUAUUUGUGUGUGAGAUACUGGUAUUCCUUUAUUUUUUGUUCCAACAGUUAUUUUGUCUCAUUAAAAAUGUGGAAAAUAAUAAGGAAAAAUUACAAAUAUUCAAGACAAUAAGAAGAUUAGUAUUUUUGGGGUUUACAAACUCCAAAAAAAUCCUAUUAGUAAUUUAGUUUAUGUCCAAUUUUACUUGUUUCUCCUAUUGUUCCCACAGGCAUUUUUUUUUCUCCGUCGAUAAAAGUUAAAAGCAGGCCUUUUCUACCGCAGAGUGCAUAGCUAUUUUAAAAAGUCACACUUUGCUAAAAGACAGUGCAACACUUCAUAGCGUGCGGUACCUUAAAAAGUUUUGCUACGAAUUACAAAAGGCAAAAUAAAAAUUGUUUUUAAAAACAAAAACCUGAAUGCAUGGGAGAGUUUCAGUGAACUGUGAAUCUGCUGCUGGGUAAACCACAAUUUUUGUCAUAAAAAAAGAAGGCUGAAGUGAUUGACUUUUUUUUUAUAAGCGUCUAGUGAUUUUUUUUUCUUUCUUUUUUCUUGGCCCUAUUUCAAACCGCAGCAGGGACUAAUGUGUAGGGUUUUUUUGUGUGUUGGGGGGGGGGCUUUUGACUGGCGGUUUGCGUGCUGCAGCUGUGUCUUGCUAAACUGUUUUUCACAGCAAAAACAAUUUAUUUUAUUUUUAAAGGGGCAUAAAGUGUUUAAGAUUUAGCACGUUAGCAGAUACUUUAUCCAAAGCAACAAAUAAGGCCUGUCAACCAGAGUUUUAAGAAUAUGAAUGUCUCGUUUAUGCCACAUGACCUCAUGUGUUUUGAGUUUUCAGUGAGGAAAUAAAGCAGCCCAACAACUUAAAUUAAGCCACUCGUUGGGAUAUUUUCAAUGCGCCCCCUCCCCUGAGAUUGAGAAUGAUUUAAAUGGAGGAUGAAACUCGUGAGGUGUAUGUGCUCACAAAAAAAAGUGUGAAAACCAAAAGCUUUUCCUGCCUGGUAACCUUUCGCUCACAUGCUGACUGCUGCAGUCUGCUGCACUUCCACCAACAAGACAAAUGCUUCUGAGGCAACAUGGAGAGAGAAGGAAUCUUCAUCCAGUCCAUCUAUUACGGGAAGAUCGGAAGGAUGGUCACAGAGAGGCUGCUGGAGAGGUUCGGACAUGACGGCAGCUUUCUGCUGAGAGACAGUGAGACCGUACAGGGGGCCUACUGUCUCUGCGUGAGGAAAGCACCGUUUGUCCACACAUACAGGCUGUUACGCUCUACCUGUGGCUGGUCCCUUCAGGAUUCAGGGGAGAGCCUAAGGAGAUUUGAAGCUCUGGAAUCCUUGAUAAAUCACUACAGACGGGUCACAGUCGCUCGAGUUGUCCCGCUGACGGCCCCGCUGGACAAAACGCAAAUACCAAACGGCAUCUGUGAAGGUAUCACCAACGUACCGUUGAGAGGUGUUUCAUUCUACUUCAGCAGCACAUUUGCACCCACAAAUGGUUUCAGUCUGAAAGGCUUAAAAACGAUUCUGUUUUCCACCACAGAGUUUCUCUACAUGGAAAUAAACUGCAACGCCAGCAAGUCGAAUGACUGAGUUCAAGAUUAGAGGCAAGCAGGACCUGGAGAAGCCUGACUAACAUUUCUUUAUCUGUGUUACUAAAGCUCAAAUUAAAUGAAAUUCAAUUUUUGGCCAUUAAAAAAUAAUAAUUUUGUUGUUAGAUGUUCUUUUGUGUGUGUUGGAGAUAGAGAAAUAACUAUCUUAAACUAUAGCAUAGUACAUACUUCCUUCUGAUGAACUUAUUUUGAAAGUCUCAUUAAAUCAUCAUAAAAAAAUACAUUUCCUCAUCUUUAUUUUUUUUAAUUCCCUUGUGUUAAAACAUGCCUUAAUUGUGUUCAAUUCAGCCCCACAUAUUUACCAAAAAUAUUCUCAUUUUUGUUCUGCUCUUACUUUUACUAUUUGCCCUUCAAACUGAAAAUUGAGCUUUUAUUUUAUAUUUGCCCAUAAUAGUCUUUUGUAAACAAUGUUAUAUACUGUAGUUUAUCAGCUGAUGUUUUUGAUACCUUGUCAUUUUAUAAAAUUAUAUGUAAUAAAUGAACUGUUUGUCAUCAGCUUGUUUCCCUUUACCUUGUUUGUGGCAUAGCUCAGUCUUGGGUUAAAGAAUUGUUUUAUAACUAUUCCUUAAAACUUCUGAAACAGUGAGGGUAAAGGGAAAUUCUUUGAUUUAUCCUCAAAUUCUUCAUUUUAAUGCUUUGAUGAACUGUAGGCUAAUGUUAAUUGCAGAUUGCUCAAAACAAUGUUUUAUUUCUCACUUAAUAAACAUGUUGUGUAUU